This is a messenger RNA of Chionomys nivalis (European snow vole), 1017 nucleotides long. Its product is annotated as basic proline-rich protein-like. The transcript has a single exon. The record is from RefSeq and is a predicted model, not a curated record. Lineage: Eukaryota; Metazoa; Chordata; Mammalia; Rodentia; Cricetidae. The coding region runs from base 1 to 1017 and encodes 338 amino acids.
AUGCUGAGGACGGUACCAGCAGUAGCACAGCAGCGAGAUCCUGUCCCUGCGUGUUGCAGAGUGACAAGUGCUCAGGUCCCCAACUUUAUAACCCUGCAAACCCGGGAGCCCACAGAUCAGGUCCCGCCUCGAGACACCUCCGGGCGUCCUUCUGCCCGGACGCACUGCAUCCGCGAGCGCUUGGCGAUGCGCUCUCCUCCCGCCGCCCCGCAGCACCGACCCGGGGCCUCGCCGCUCCGCUCUGCUGCUCCUCAACAGCAGGCGACCCCUCCGUGCUCGCCCGCUCGCCCUCCCUCUCACCCUCCCGCGGUUCUCUCACCUUCGGAUCCGGCCCUGCACCCCUGUCCGCCUUUCCGGGGGCCACGCGCGACCGUGCGGUGUGUCUGUCCCCCGCUGCGGUCACCGAAAGGUCCCGCGCGUGUGCGCGCGCGCCGCCGGGGAGCGCCCCUUCCCCAAUGCACCCCGUCGCGCACCUUCAGCGGGGACCCGGCGGGCCAGCGACUCCCAGGCGGUGACUGCGGGCGACCAUCCCGUCCCGGUCAAGCGCAAGGUCUUGGCGUCUGCCCAGGCGCCCCCUUCGCCCGCUCCGGCCGCCGCGCGGACAGCUCAGGGGUGCCCAGACCGCGCUCUCCACAGCCCCCCGCGCCGGCCGCCUCAGGCAGCGGGGGGCGUCACUCCCUCACCUCGGGGAGGAACAGCGACCGACGCCGCGAUCCCAAGCCCUCCGUCCCCGCGCCCCCGCCGCCGCUUACCGCGUUCCCUUCGCUGUGGCGCGGGAGUUGGAGAGCGCCUGUGCCGCCGCGGGACUGUCGCCUUCCGUGUCUGGCCCUGAGGAGGGGAGGCUGCAGCGCGCCCGCCGGCUUAAGACGGCCGCUCUGGGGCCAGGCGAUGCUCCACCGUGCCCUCCCUCGGGGCCGCAGCGCGCCUGCUCCUCCGCCGAGCCCCGCGCGCCCCGCCUUCCCGCCUUCCUUCCCCCCCUUCCCCCCCCCCCCCCGCCCCAGACCGGCGCGCCACUAA